AUGGGGCUUUCCAAGCUCUUUACGGCCACACUUCUGGCUAUGCGGUUUGUUGCUCCUGGAGCAGCUGUUCCGACAAGCAGUGUUCAUGAAAUAGAGGCUCGAGCAUCCAGUUCCUACUGGCUGCCGAAUAUGUCAGGCCAGGAGAGUGCCGUCUUUGCUGAGGACAGUAGUUACAAGGUCUUUCGCAACGUUUUAGACUACGGCGCCAAAGGCGAUGGAUCCGCCGACGAUACAGAUGCCAUCAAUGCAGCCGUUCAAGAUGGCACCCGGUGUAUGAAAGGUUGUGACUCUCAGACUGCCAAACCUGCCCUAGUUUAUUUCCCUCCCGGUACCUACAAAGUCAGCAAGCCUCUCGUUCAGACCUACUAUACUCAGUUUGUUGGUGAUGCUGUCACGCCGCCAACCAUCAAGGCCACGUCGGACUUUGUGGGCAUGGCUGUCAUCGAUUCCGACCCCUACGAGAAUGGCGCCAACUGGUAUGUCAACCAGAACAACUUCUUUCGUCAAGUCCGCAACUUCGUCAUCGACAUCACCGAUCUCGCACCCAGCACAGGCGCAUGCAUUCAUUGGCAGGUCGCUCAGGCUACCAGUCUACAAAACAUCGUCUUCAACAUGAACCCGGACAAAACCAGUGCCAACAAACAACAAGGUAUUUUCAUGGACAAUGGAUCGGGUGGGUUCAUGGCGGAUCUUGUCUUCAAUGGUGGUGGCCAGGGUAUGUUCAUUGGCAAUCAGCAGUUCACUACUCGCAACAUGACCUUCAACGGCUGCAACACGGCGAUCUACCUAAACUGGUGCUGGCUCUGGACCAUGCAAGACAUCACGAUCAAUGAUGCCAAGACUGGUAUUGACAUGACUUCUGGUAUUGCAGCUGGUUUCAUUCAGGCUGGCUCGUUCCUGCUCCUCGAUAGCAUCAUUUCGAAUACCGAGGUCGGCAUUAGCACCACCUACCAGAUUGACAACACCAUGACAAAUGGCACCCUCAUUCUCGACAACGUCGACAUGAGCAGUAGCGUCCCUAUUGCCAUUCAGUAUGCAGUUGAUAACAGCACUGUGUUAGCUGGCAACCAAAAGAUCGCUAGCUUCGCUCAAGGUCGUUCCUAUGACGGCAGCUCCGGCAAAGCUAUUCAAGCAACGCAAAAUGGCAUCACCAAGCCUGAGGGUUUGAUGAGCAACGGCAAAGUCUUCACCCGAACCAAGCCCCAAUAUGAGAGUCUCGACAAGAGUAGCUUUGUCAGCGCCAAGUCGUCUGGUUGCAAGGGCGAUGGGUCUACUGAUGACACUGCCGCCGUCCAAGCACUCUUUGACAAAGCCACUGAGGGCCAGGUCAUCUUCUUUGACCACGGCGCAUACCUCAUCUCCGACACGAUCAAGGUUCCUGCCGACAAGAAGAUCAAGGUCGUUGGAGAGAUGUGGCCCCUCUUGAUGGCUGAUGGUACCAAGUUCAACGAUGAAGCUAACCCCAAGCCUGUUUUCCAGGUCGGUGAAGCUGGUGAUGUCGGUGAUGUAGAGUUCUCCGACUUGGUCAUCGAGACAAAGGGAUCCGCACCUGGAGCUAUUAUGAUGCAAUGGAAUCUUGCUGGAUCUUCUGCUGGAACUGCUGGUCUCUGGGAUGUCCACUUCCGCAUUGGUGGUACAUCUGGCACUGAACUCCAGUCUGACAAGUGCAGCAAGAACCCUAAUGCUACACACGAAGCAAAUACCGAGUGCGUUGGUGCUUUCAUGCUGUUCCAUGCCACGCAGACUGCUUCCGUCUACGUCGAGAACUGUUGGUUCUGGGUUGCUGACCACGAGCUUGACAUCACGGAUCACAACCAGAUUGACAUCUACAACGGCCGCGGCGUGCUGAUCGAAUCUCAAAACCCGGUUUGGUUCUGGGGUACUGCAUCUGAGCACAGUCAGCUUUACAACUACCAAAUCACAAACGCCCGCAAUGUUUGGAUGUCCGUUAUUCAGACUGAGACAGCAUACAUGCAAGGCAACCCGGAUGCCACUACUCCCUUCACUGUCAAUGAAGGAUUCUUUGACCCUGAUUUCAAGACAAGCUGUGCCGGUGACAGCUCUUCUUCCUGUGCUCGAACUUGGGGUCUCCGUGUCAUGAACUCCUCUGAUGUCUACGUCUUUGGAGGCGGCCUUUACUCGUUUUUUGAUAACUACGCUCAGGAUUGUCUCGAAACUGAGAGCUGCCAACAAAACAUGAUCAGUAUUGAAGACUCAAGCGUCCACAUGUUCGGUAUCAGCACCAAGGCCUCCGUCAACAUGCUCACGCUUGAUGGCAAGGUCAUGGCAGUUGACAAGGACAACCGAAAUAACUUCUGCGCAGCUAUUGCCAUGUUCGAGAGCGACUCAGGCCCCACCGAUGGCGGCAGCAGCUCAGGCGGCAGCGCUUCGUCAUCCUCGGCUUCAGGUUCCGCCACAUCCAGCAGAACGGCCGCUAGCACGACGGAAAAGGCUUCAAGCACUGCUGAUAGCACAGCCACUUCCGCCAACGCUGCUUCUUCAGCGACAGCAACCGCAACUCAGGCAUCUGGGUCUGGAUCCGGGGCCGGAGGGGGCUAUGGAUCAGGUUCCGGCUCUGGUUCUCAGAGCUCAGGUGCUGAAGCUGGUGCUACUUCCACCUCUGCUGUGCCUGUUGCCACUGCCACCACAGCUCCCUCCCAAGGUAGCGGCUCAGGUACCGAUUCGGGUAGUGGCUCGGGUACUGGAUCUGGUAGCGGCUCAAGCAGCUCUCCGUCGGAGAACGACAGUGCCACCACUAUUCCCAUUACAUCCAGCAUCCCCAUCCCCACGGGCGAAGCUGGUGCAGGCUCUGGAACCAACAGCGAGCAGCCGAACCAAGUGACGGUGACGGUGACUGCAACAGUAACCCAACAGGGUCUUUGCACUGCCUCAUAG
Truncatella angustata is the source of this 2895-nucleotide messenger RNA. Its product is annotated as family 55 glycoside hydrolase. NCBI's taxonomy places the organism in Eukaryota, Fungi, Ascomycota, Sordariomycetes, Amphisphaeriales, Sporocadaceae. The record is from RefSeq and is a predicted model, not a curated record. The transcript has 2 exons. The coding region runs from base 1 to 2895 and encodes 964 amino acids.